AAAUAUAUUUAUUGCUGGGUGAACCCAGCGAACACAUGAACUAUGGACCGGGUCCUGUGGCCAUUCUUCACGCUCUCACAGAAAAGGCUUUUAAACAUGACUCGACUUUUAAAAUCCCCGUGGCGUCAUAGACACACGCAGACAUAAAAGACUGAUUUCAGAGGAGAGCGAGGACUUCCUAAAUGGAUACCAACGGUGCCGGCAGUGUGCAAUACGAUCGCUGGAAUGAGGAUAACAUCAACAUGAAUGUGGAGGCCUCACAAUCCACUGUGACGAAGCUCUACAACAGAAUGUGCACCGGCAACACUGGCAUCGCAGUCAAGGCAGCCGCAGCUCUGGCCGCACUGGUGUCCGUCUACAUCAUAGGAUACGUGACAGGAUACUACGUCCAUAGAUGCUGAUGGAAUACGCAAUAGUUGAAAAGGCCUUUUGGAUAAUCUAGCACAUUUGUAAUUUUCAGUUUUCCACAGAAAAGGGACAAUCACAAAGCAAUUCAAUCAUGAAUGAAUAAAUCUGACAUUUCCACUGAUUUAUUGACAAAGAAACAUUUUGCUCCUGAUUUUCCAACUGUCAAGACUCCAAAAUUGGGUAUGAAUUUUGUGCCACUGUGGCAUUGGAAAUUUAAAUAAACAAUUGGUGAAUUUGAAGUUUCAAUGAUUAAAAAAAGACUACCAUGUGACAAAAACAUGAGAAAUAUUGGUGUUGCAAAUGUAAUCUAGUCCAUGUCCAAGCUUACUGGUGACUUAAAGAUAUGAUAUACAGUA
Molecule: messenger RNA, 764 nt
Organism: Phyllopteryx taeniolatus (common seadragon)
Lineage: Eukaryota; Metazoa; Chordata; Actinopteri; Syngnathiformes; Syngnathidae
Gene: smim1
Product: small integral membrane protein 1
Exons: 3
Coding region: 183-401 (72 amino acids)
Source: RefSeq, a predicted model, not a curated record